AUGAAUGGUUCAGAAAUUUUAAGGGAAAAAAAAAAAAAUCAAAAUAAAAAUUUUGAAAGUAGCUAUGAAAUUUGUAAUGCUGAUGAAAUUCAGGAAUUUUAUCAAACAGAAUUUAUUGAUAGCUCAAAUGAGGAAUUUCUUCCUAAUAAAAGUUUAUUAAAAAAUAAAGAGUACUCCAUAUAUCUUGAUAAAAAAAAAAAAAAUUAUGAAAAUAAACUAAAAAUGGAGAAAGAAAUAUCGUUUCAAAAUGAAAUGCUAAAAAAUAUACUGAUAAGUUCUCAAAAAAUGAAAGAAAUGCAAAAAGAAUUGUUCAAGGUUGAUGUACAAAAUUUUAUUCCUAUAUUGCCACCAGAGUCAAGAAAUUCUUAUUCCAUACAAAGGGAAUAUACAGGGAUGUAUGACAAUAUAAAUCAAUGUUGUCAAUAUAAUAACUACAACAAUAAUAAAAAUAUAAACCAUAAUUAUUACAACAAAUGUGAAAGUAACAUAGAUACAAAUGAAGAUAUCCCUAGAAAUUAUUUAUCUGGAAAUAUAGAGAAAUGCUCUGAAUCCAAGUUAAUUUCAUAUCCAUCUCGAAUUGGGGAAAUUAAAGUUAAUAUAGAUGAUAUAAAAAAGGGAUUAUUAUCAUAUUAUUCGAAUAUUUUUUCUUUAGAACAAUAUGAUAUAGAAGAUAGAAUAAAUAUUUUAAGAUACGGUGAAAAAAAUAUUUCAGAUUCUUUAAAUAUAAAAUAUUCAUAUUUAAAAAAAGAAAUACCUAAAAAUCCACAGUUUCUUUAUUACAACUCUGAAUUAAAUAAUCCCUAUUCAUCAAUUUAUCAAAAUAUACCCCCUGAAUAUUAUUACAGUUAUCAUUCUGAUAAAAAUACAAAUUAUUUAAAAGAUGAUAUAGUUAAGUCUAACGAAAAUUGUUAUUCAGAAAAAACACAGAAUGAAAAAAGUGUUUUCGAAGGCAAUUUUGAUCAUCAAGGCCAAAUUUCAGAAUUGUUAAAUAGUUUAAAAAAUAAAUGUGAAGAUGCAAAAUUUAGGGUUGAACAUUUAUCAUCAAAAUUUAAUAAAAAAUACGAAAAUCCUGAUAAUAAAUUUUGGAUACACAACCUGGUACCACCGCAUCUAAGGAAGCCAGGCCUAAAUGAUGAAGAUGAUAUAAGAAAGCAUUUAGUUACAGUAUAUGCGCAAUUGUUUAAUGAGGCAAUGUUAAACAAAAAGAAAAUAACAGCUCUUGAAAAAAAAUUACAUAUAUUAAAAUUAAAAUCAAAAAUUUAUAAAAAUCAAUGUAAAAUAGAAACUAGAAACGCUUUAUAA
Molecule: messenger RNA, 1302 nt
Organism: Plasmodium gallinaceum
Lineage: Eukaryota; Apicomplexa; Aconoidasida; Haemosporida; Plasmodiidae
Product: conserved Plasmodium protein, unknown function
Exons: 2
Coding region: 1-1302 (433 amino acids)
Source: RefSeq, a predicted model, not a curated record